AUGGAAGGUUUUGCCCCGACGUGCCAGAAGCGCUUCGAAGCAGCGGCUGCGACUGUUACUUCAGGGUCCUUCAGGACUCUCCCUCCGGUGGCUGCAGGCCCAGUUCGGCCGGUGCUGGUGGCGGCAUCGGCCGGGCCGUCUCCCAGCCGUUCCGGGCCCGACGGAGGGAGACCCCGCACGGCCGCCUCGGACCUCCGGGCGGCUCUGGACCGGAGCCCCGUCGAGGGCCCCCCGCCGCCGCCGCCGCCGCUGCCCAACGGAGUCUUCGCGCCACACGCGGGCGCCGCCAACGGGGAGGCCAAGGCCGCCGCCGCCGCCGCCCCGCCGCUCGGCUCGGCUUCGUCCGGCGCGCCGCUCGUGGACUUCCUGCUGCAGUUGGAGGACUACACGCCCACGAUCCCGGACGCCGUGACCGGCUACUACCUGAACCGCGCCGGCUUCGAGGCGUCGGACCCGCGCAUCAUCCGGCUGGUCUCGCUGGCAGCCCAGAAGUUCAUCUCGGACGUGGCCAACGACGCCCUGCAGCACUGCAAGAUGAAGGGCACGGCCUCCUGCAGCUCCCGCAACAAGAGCAAGGACAAGAAGCACACGCUGACCAUGGAGGAUCUGGCCCCUGCACUGGCCGAGUAUGGCAUCAACGUGAAGAAGCCCCAUUAUUUCACCUGAAGGUCCUUCCCCCACCCCAUUCUUUAUUAAAGUCUCUUUGCCCCCCC
This is a messenger RNA of Protobothrops mucrosquamatus (brown spotted pit viper), 713 nucleotides long. It is a transcript of the gene TAF10, whose product is annotated as TATA-box binding protein associated factor 10. The record is from RefSeq and is a predicted model, not a curated record. The transcript is spliced from 5 exons. The coding region runs from base 1 to 666 and encodes 221 amino acids. Gene Ontology annotation, cellular component: transcription factor TFIID complex; SAGA complex; nucleus. Gene Ontology annotation, biological process: transcription initiation at RNA polymerase II promoter. Gene Ontology annotation, molecular function: RNA polymerase II general transcription initiation factor activity; promoter-specific chromatin binding. Lineage: Eukaryota; Metazoa; Chordata; Lepidosauria; Squamata; Viperidae.